GAUCGAGGCGCCUGCAGCUGCUUAGGGGGCGGCUUCUCGGCGGAGGCUUGGCCGGCUCCUCUCUCUCCCGCUUCCGCGGCGGCGGCGGCGGCUCCUGCCCUCUCGCUCUCCCUCCCGCGUCUCCGGCUGCAGGUGAAAGGAAAACCAGCCAGGAUGGAUAUUUACGACACUCAGACCUUGGGGGUUGUGGUCUUUGGUGGAUUCAUGGUUGUUUCUGCCAUCGGCAUCUUCCUCGUGUCAACCUUCUCCAUGAAGGAGACGUCGUAUGAAGAAGCUCUGGCCAACCAGCGCAAGGAAAUGGCGAAGACCAACCACCAGAAAGUGGAGAAGAAGAAGAAGGAGAAGACAGUGGAGAAGAAAGGAAAGACCAAGAAAAAGGAGGAGAAGCCCAACGGGAAGAUACCUGACCAUGAGCCCAGCCCUGGAGUGACCAUCCUCCCCAAGGACCCAGCGUGGGCACCCGCAGUGGCGGUGGCCCCAGCCUCAGUCCAGUCCCCUGUGGUCACUGCCCCUGUAGCCACAGUAUCAGCCAUGCCCCAAGAGAAGCUGGCUUCUUCCCCAAAGGACAAAAAGAAGAAGGAGAAAAAAGUGGCAAAGGUGGAACCAGCAGUCAGCUCUGUAGUGAAUUCCAUCCAGGUUCUUGCCUCAAAGGCUGCCAUCUUGGAAGCUGCUCCCAAGGAGGUGCCUAUGGUGGUGGUGUCCCCAGUGGGCGCCAAAGGUAGUGCCCCUGCUACUAGCUCUACACAGGGCAAGAAGGGAGAGGGGGCCCAGAACCAAGGCAAGAAGGGAGAGGGGGCCCAGAACCAAGGCAAGAAGGGAGAGGGGGCCCAGAACCAAGGCAAGAAGGGAGAGGGGGCCCAGAACCAAGGCAAGAAGGGAGAGGGGGCCCAGAACCAAGGCAAGAAGGGAGAGGGGGCCCAGAACCAAGGCAAGAAGGGAGAGGGGGCCCAGAACCAAGGCAAGAAGGGAGAGGGGGCCCAGAACCAAGGCAAGAAGGGAGAGGGGGCCCAGAACCAAGGCAAGAAGGGAGAGGGUGCCCAGAACCAAGGCAAGAAAGCAGAGGGUGCCCAGAACCAAGGCAAAAAUGCAGAGGGCGCCCAGAACCAAGGCAAGAAGGCAGACGGGGCCCAGAACCAAGGCAAGAAGGCAGAGGGGGCCCAGAACCAAGGCAAAAAAGCAGAGGGUGCCCAGAACCAAGGCAAGAAGGCAGAGGGGGCCCAGAACCAAGGCAAGAAAUCAGAGGGGGCCCAGAACCAAGGCAAGAAGGCAGAGGGGGCCCAGAACCAGGGCAAGAAGGUAGAGGGUGCCCAGAACCAGGGCAAGAAGGCAGAAGGGGCCCAGAACCAAGGCAAGAAGGCAGAGGGCGCCCAGAACCAAGGCAAGAAAUCAGAGGGUGCCCAGAAUCAGGGCAAGAAAUCAGAGGGGGCCCAGAACCAAGGCAAGAAGGCAGAGGGCGCCCAGAACCAGGGCAAGAAGGCAGAGGGGGCCCAGAACCAAGGCAAGAAGGCAGAGGGGGCCCAGAACCAAGGCAAGAAGGCAGAGGGGGCCCAGAACCAAGGCAAGAAAUCAGAGGGGGCCCAGAACCAAGGCAAGAAAUCAGAGGGGACCCCCAACCAGAGCAAGAAGGUAGAGGGGGCCCAGAACCAAGGCAAGAAGACAGAGGGGGCCCAGAAUCAAGGCAAGAAGGCAGAGGGGGCCCAGAACCAAGGCAAGAAAUCAGAGGGGGCCCAGAACCAAGGCAAGAAGGCAGAAGGAACCCCCAACCAGGGCAAGAAGGCAGAGGGGGCCCAAAACCAGGGCAAGAAGGUAGAGGGGGCCCAGAACCAGGGCAAGAAGGCAGAGGGGAACCAGAACCAGGGAAAGAAAUCAGAGGGAACCCCCAACCAGGGCAAAAAGGCAGAGGGGGGCCAGAACCAAGGGAAGAAAUCAGAGGGGGCCCAGAACCAGAGUAAAAAGGCAGAGGGGGCCCAGAACCAAGGCAAGAAAGCAGAGGGGGCCCAGAACCAGGGCAAAAAGGCAGAGGGGAACCAGAACCAGGGCAAAAAGGCAGAGGGGAACCAGAAUCAGGGCAGAAAAGAGCAGAAUACCCUGGACCAGGGCAAAAUGGUAGAAGUGGUUCAAAACCAGAGUAAAAAAGCAGACGGGACCCCCAACCAGGGCAAGAAGGCAGAGGGGGCCCAGAACCAGGGUAGGAAGGCAGAAGGGACCCCCAAUCAGGGCAAAAAGGCAGAGGGAGCCCAGAACCAGGGCAAGAAGGCAGAGGGGGCCCAGAACCAGGGCAGAAAAGCGGAGGCAGGCCAGAAUCAGGGCAAAAAGGCAGAUUCAGUUGCUAAUCAGGGCACAAAGGUGGAGGGUAUUGCGAACCAGGGGAAAAAAGCAGAUGGGACCCCAAAUCAAGGGAAAAAGGCAGAGGGAACCUCGAACCAAGGCAAAAAGUCAGAAGGGUCCCCCAACCAGGGCAAGAAGGUGGAUGCAUCUGCCAAUCAGGGUAAAAAGGCAGAGUCAGCUCCUACCCAGGGCAAAAAUGCAGACAUGGUCCAGAGCCAGGAAGCACCAAAGCAAGAGGCUCCUGCAAAGAAGAAGUCUGGGUCAAAGAAGAAGAGUGAGCCUGGGCCCCCAGAUGCCAAUGGCACUCUACACUUGCCCUACAAGACGCUGGUCUCCGCUGUUGGAAGCAUGGUGCUCAGCGAGGGAGAGGCCCAGCGGCUCAUGGAGAUCCUGGCCGACAAGGCGGGCAUUGUGCAGGACACGUGGCACAAGGCCACUCAGAAGGGCGACCCCGUAGUGAUUCUGAAACGCCAGUUGGAAGAGAAGGAGAAGCUGCUGGCCACAGAGCAGGAGGAUGCGGCCGUCGCCAAGAGCAAGCUGCGGGAGCUCAACAAGGAGCUGGCAGCAGAAAAGGCCAAGGCAGCCGCCGGGGAGGCCAAAGUGAAGAAGCAGCUGGUAGCCCGGGAGCAGGAGAUCACAGCCGUGCAGGCGCGCAUGCAGGCCAGCUACCGGGAGCACGUGAAGGAGGUGCAGCAGCUGCAGGGCAAGAUCCGGACACUGCAGGAGCAGCUGGAGAAUGGCCCCAGCGCGCAGCUGGCCCGCUUGCAGCAGGAGAACUCCAUCCUGAGGGACGCCUUGAACCAGGCCACGAGCCAGGUGGAGAGCAAGCAGAAUGCAGAGCUGGCCAAGCUCCGGCAGGAGCUGGGCAAGGUCAGCAAGGAGCUGGUGGAGAAGUCGGAGGCCGCGCGGCAGGAGGAGCAGCAGCGGAAGGCCCUGGAGGCCAAGGCGGCCGCCGUGGAGAAACAGGUCCUGCAGUUGCAGGCAUCUCACAAGGAGAGCGAGGAGGCCCUGCAGAAGCGCCUGGACGAGGUCAGCCGGGAGCUGUGCCGCGCGCAGAGCAGCCACGCCAGCCUCCGGGCAGACGCCGAGAAGGCCCGGGAGCAGCAGCAGCAGAUGGCAGAGCUGCACGGCAAGCUGCAGUCCUCCGAGGCCGAGGUGAGGGGCAAGUGUGAGGAGCUGCGUGGUCUCCAUGGGCAGCUGGACGAGGCCCGGGCGCAGAACUCACAGCUCACGGAGAGGAUCCGCUCCAUCGAGGCCCUGCUGGAGGCCAGCCAGGCCCAGGACGCCCAGGCCAGUCGAGUGGAGGCCGACCAGCAGCAGGCCCGCCUCAUGGAGCUGGAGUCACAGGUGUGGUGCCUGGAGAAGGAGGCCACGGAGCUCAGGGAGGCGGUGGAGCAGCAGAAGGCGAAGAACAAUGACCUCCGAGAGAAGAACUGGAAGGCCAUGGAGGCUCUGGCCUCGGCCGAGAAGAGCUGCGAGGAGAAGCUGCGGUCCCUGACUCAGGCCAAGGAGGAAUCAGAGAAGCAACUCAGCCUGACGGAGGCCCAGACCAAGGAGGCCCUGCUGGCCCUGCUCCCGGGGCUCCCCACCUCCACCAACCAGAGUUAUGCCGAGUGGUUGCAGGAGCUCAAAGAGAAUGCCUGCUUGGAGUUGUUGAAGCGGCCACAGGCGAGCCCGGAGCCUUCGGACUUGGCCGCCAAGCUGAGGGAGGCGGAGGAGACGCAGAGUGGCCUGCAGGCCGAGUGUGACCAGUACCGCAGCAUCCUGGCCGAGACGGAGGCCAUGCUAAAGGCACUGCAGAAGAGCGUGGAGGAGGAGGAACAGGUGUGGAAGGCCCGGGUGAGCGCCGCGGAGGAGGAGCUCCAGGAGUCACGGGUCACCGUGAAACAUCUCGAAGAGGUUGUCGAGAAGCUCAAAGGGGAACUUGAAAGUUCUGAUCAGGUGAAGGAGCACACCUGGCGCCUGGAGGCCGAGCUGGAGAAGCACGUGGCGGCUGCCAGUGCCGAGUGCCAGAGCUAUGCCCAGGAGGUGGCGGGGUUGAGGCAGCUCUUAUUAGAAUCUCAGUCUCAGCUGGAUGCAGCCAAAAGUGAAGCCCAGAAACAAAGCGACGAGCUUGCCCUGGUCAGGCAGCAGCUGAGUGAGAUGAAGAGCCAUGUGGAGGAUGGUGACGUGGCUGAGGCCCCCCGAGCAGAGCAGGACCCCGCUGAGCUGAAGACGCAGCUGGAACGGACGGAAGCCCUGCUGGGGGACGAGCAGACGCGGCGGCAGAAACUCACAGCCGAGUUUGAGGAGGCUCAGCUCGUGGCGAGUCAGCUGCAGGCGGAGUUGGAGAAGCUCCGUUGCACCAGCGCCCUUGGGUCUUCGGAGGUGGAGGAGGCUGCACAGCUGAAGGAGAGGCUAGAGAAAGAGAAGAAGUUAACUGGUGACCUUGGACGUGCGGCCACCAAGCUGCAGGAGCUUUUGAAGACGACCCAGGAGCAGCUGGCGAAAGAGAAGGACACGGUGCAGAAGCUGCAGGAGCGGCUGGACAGACCAGAGGACGGCAGCUCAAAGGAAGGCACUUCUGUCUGAGUCUCCUGAAGAAAACGAAAUUACUGUUCAACUUACCAAAAUGCCUUACACAUUCCUUACAAAUAAACCAACCGACACAGCGUUAUCCGGGCCCAACUUCGGUAGCUCUGAGAAGCCAUAAAGACAAGAGUUUCUUAGCACCAGAAGUAGAUCUUCCAGACCCAGUUUGUACAAGAAGAACCUUUGUCACAUUCGAGAAACACUAUCGCCCUGGCCCGGCCCUGGACCACCAGCCAGCAGACGCCAAAGCCCUCGUCAGCCGUGCGACAGACCCAGGGCUUGUUCUGGGAGGCGGGCCCGGGGUCUGUAUGUCAGUCAGUGCAAUUGUGUCUUUCGCGGGGCUGGGGGUCGGGUGGUUCUAGUGCUGAGUCCCUAAGGCUGCAGAGCAGACUGGAAGGUCACAGCCAGCGAGGCAGCAGCCCCAGUCCCCGGAAGAUGCUGCCCCCAGAACCGACGCGUGACUCCUGGGUGUUAAUGCCAUUAAAACCCGCGUGUCGCCCGGCA
Bubalus bubalis (water buffalo) is the source of this 5403-nucleotide messenger RNA. It is a transcript of the gene RRBP1, whose product is annotated as ribosome binding protein 1. The coding region runs from base 154 to 4899 and encodes 1581 amino acids. Gene Ontology annotation, cellular component: endoplasmic reticulum membrane. Gene Ontology annotation, biological process: protein transport. Lineage: Eukaryota; Metazoa; Chordata; Mammalia; Artiodactyla; Bovidae. The record is from RefSeq and is a predicted model, not a curated record. The transcript has 24 exons.